Messenger RNA from Brachypodium distachyon (stiff brome), 1027 nucleotides. Its product is annotated as small glutamine-rich tetratricopeptide repeat-containing protein beta-like. NCBI's taxonomy places the organism in Eukaryota, Viridiplantae, Streptophyta, Magnoliopsida, Poales, Poaceae. The transcript has 7 exons. Gene Ontology annotation, molecular function: protein binding. The coding region runs from base 219 to 887 and encodes 222 amino acids. The record is from RefSeq and is a predicted model, not a curated record.
GGUGUUUCGGCGACUCGGAGAUUGGAAUUGGGGGAUUUUGCUUUGCUUUCGCCCGUGUUGGAGGAAAGGGGUGGGCUACGGGCUAUUCCUCACCUAUAUUGGGCCGCAUUGGCUGAUAGAUUCAAGAUUUUGGGGGCAGCCAGCCCAACACACAGUUCUGGGGUUAAAGCCUGACGUCAUCCGCUUGCUUCCGUUCCGCCUCGCUUUCAUUUCUUUUCAUGGAGCGGCUCAAAUCGGCGGUGCCGGCCGAUAUCCGGCGAGCCGUCGGCGAGGGCACGGCCCGCGACCUCCCUUCCACCACCUCCCUCCUUCUCGAUUUCUUCGACGGCGUCCCUCUCUUCCACCAGGUCAUCAGCGAGCUAACCGACCCAGAGCUCGCGCUGUGCCGCAAAGACAAGGGGAGGGCGGUGGAGCUGAAGGGCCGGGGCAAUGCAUGCUUCUCCAAGAGGGAGUUCGAGCAAGCACUUGGGUUCUAUUCGCAGGCACUACGUUACGUACCGAUUAGUUCUGAUGGAAAUUAUGAGAUUUUGGUACCUACAUUAUAUGUCAACCGUGCCUCUACCAUGCAUAAAUUGGGCCUGCUGAAACAGUGUCUACGGGACUGCAACAGGGCCAUCUCUGUUUCAUCUAAUUAUGCCAAGGCAUGGUACAGGAGGGGAAUGGUAAAUGCAUCGUUGAAGAAGUAUUCAUCUGCCAUACAUGAUUUAAAGGUUGCAUUGAGCAUGGAAGUGACUUCUUCUGGAAAGAGCAACAUAGAGCAAGAGCUGAAGUUGAUUUUGCUGAAGCAUCGAAAUGUGAAUGAAGUUGGAAGAUCAAGCAGUGAUUGCCAGGAUGCAGGGUUGCCACAUACAGAUAUCAAUUGGCUAAUUGGCAGCAGAACCACAUAAAGUUGUUCUAGAGUGUGCCUCAACACCCAACAAAGGUAGAGGAAUGAUGUCUCUAAAUGUUAUUUCUCCAGCCUCAUUGAUUCAUGUUGAGGACCCUCUUGCUGCGAUUAUCAUUAAAUCUUGCCGAGAGACCCACUGCC